AUGGCAACCAAGAAAGCAGCGGAAGCUGGGAAGAGGAAGAAGGAGAUGAUUCUGUUUGAGGACAAGAAAGAAAUCAUCAGGAAGCAUGAAGGAGGAAUGCGAUUGACUGACCUUGCCAAAGAGUAUGGAAGGAGUGCAUCCACAAUUGGUACAAUCCUAAAGAUGAAAGAGAAGAUAACUAGGAGAGAUGCAGCCAAGGGAGUCACCAGGGUCUCCAAGCAAUGGCCACCUGUUCUGGAGGAGGUCUAGAAGUUGCUCCUGCUCUGGAUUGAACAAAAGCAGUGAGCAGGGGACUCAGUGACCAAGGUGAUCAUCUGCGAAAAAGCCAAGGCCUUGCACGCUGACCUCCUCAACCAACAGCCAGGAACACCAGCAGACAGGGCCGGACUGGGAAAAAAUUAGGCCCGGGCAUUUUUCAAUUAGAGCAGUCCCCCAAGAAGGGGGCGAGGCCAGAGAGGGUGUGUUUUGUCAUCACUAAUGACAAGUACGUCCCUUCUGAAAGUGAGCAUGUUGGUUCAAUGCGCAGAGCCCCGCUGAAGAGCUCUAGCAUUAGAAAAAGGCCCUGUAUUUGUUCUGCGCAGCGCAAGCAAAUGUAAUAACAUGCUUGCGCUGUGUUUGCUUUUAAAUUGUCUCUGGUGUCUCCACAAGUGGGAUACCAGAGGAUAAAAGGGCCAGGAAAGUGUAUGGUGCAUGUGUUUGGCGCAUGCUUGUGGGGUUGCCUGUGUGUGUAGAGUGUGGUGUGGAAUUGUGUAAAUAGGUCAAUUUUGUGGUGUAAUAUGUGUGGCUAGGGGCUGUACAGAGUGCGUGUAUAGGGGCAUAGUGUUAUAGGGGAUGUAGCGAGUGUGUACAUACGGGCAGUAGUGUGUGUGUAUAGGUGACGUAGUGUGUGUAGGGGUUGUAGAGAGGGUGUGUUUAGAGAAUGUUGUAUGUGUUUUCUUACAAGGAAUGUAGUGUGUGUGUGUAGGUGGUGCAGUGUGUGUGUAAGAGAUCUAGUGUGUAAAGGACUCAGAGUGUGUAUAGAAGAUUGUGUGUGUGUGUGUGUGUAGAGGAUUAAGAGUGCAUAUAGGGUAAGGGAUCUAGCGUGUAUCUGGAGCAUAAUGUGUGUAGUGGUGCAGUGUGAGGGGUGUGUGUGUAUAUAUAUUUAGAAUAUAUUUGGACGUAUUGUAUGUGUGAGGUGCGCAGUGUGUUUGUGUAAGAGGGGUGCUGUGUGUGAGGGUGUUUUUAUCUGCCGUCACAUUCUAGGUUUCUAAUUUUCUUUGUCUGUUAACUCACUGAGGGUUAUUUUAUAUAAUAUAUAUAUAUAUAUAUAUAUAUAUAUAUAUGUGUGCUGUAUAUGUGUGGGAGUGAGGGUGCUGUCUGUCUGAGGGUGCUGUCUGCGUCUGAGUGUGUUGUGUGUGUCUGGGGGUGCUGUGUGUGUCUGGGUGCUGUGUGUGUAUGGGGGUGCUGUGUGUGUCUGGGUGCUGUGUGUGUCUGGGUGCUGUGUCUGGGUGCUGUGUCUGGGGGUGCUGUGUGUGUCUGGGUGCUGUGUGUGUGGGGGUGCUGUGUGUGUCUGUGUGCUGUGUGUGUCUGGGGGUGCUGUGUGUGUCUAGGGUGCUGUGUGUGUCUGGGGGUGCUGUGUGUGUCUGGGUGCUGUGUGUGUGUGGGGGUGCUGUGUGUGUCUGGGUGCUGUGUGUGUCUGUCUGGGGGUGCUGUGUGUGUCUGUCUGGUGGCUGUUAGGGAAUUUAAUUUAAAUAUUUUUGUUUUUAUUAUUCCCGUGAGAGGACCCGGCGGAGCUGAUGGCUAGAGCUCCGCCGGUCCUCUCUCCUGCCUCCCUCCCUUUGAUCUCCUCACUGGCCCAUGGAGGCACACAGCAGGGCUGGCGCUCGGGUAGCUCUGGCCCUGCAGGGGCUGGCAGGGGAGAUUCUGUGAUCUCCCCUGCCGGCCUCGGCCCCACGGCCAUCGUGGCCCACCGGGCAUUUGCCCGGUAUGCCCGAUGGCCAGUCCAGGCCUGCCAGCAGAUGCAGAAGGCUUCAAGGCCAGCAAGGGGUGGUUCAAAAGGUUCAAGACCAGAUUUGGCAUCCACAACGUGUUUAGGCAUGGAGAGGCUGCAAGUUCCGAUGUUGCUGCAGCUGAGGAAUUUGCUACAGAGUUCCUGGAGGUCAUGGUUUCAGAGGGCUACCUUCCUCAGCAGGUCUUCAACUGUGAUGAGACUGGACUCUUCUGGAAGAGGAUGCCAAAGCGUCCCUUCAUCACAGAAGAGGAGACCUCAUUGCCUGUCCACAAGCCGAGGAAGGGCGGUCUCACCCUCCUGUUCUGCGCCAACGCCAGAGGGGACCUUAAGAUCAAGCCCCUGCUCGUCUACCAUUCAGAGAACCCAUGGGCCUUCAAGAAACACAAGGAGCAGUUGAGCGUUUUGUGGCAGUCUAAGCCAAAGGCUUGGGUCACACGCCUCUUUUUUGUGAAGUGGGUCAAUGUGGUUUUUGGUCGUGCUGUCAAGCAGUAG
Molecule: messenger RNA, 2482 nt
Organism: Pelobates cultripes (western spadefoot toad)
Lineage: Eukaryota; Metazoa; Chordata; Amphibia; Anura; Pelobatidae
Source: the annotation of a GenBank genome assembly